UCUCGUCGGGUGCCUGAACGGCUUUUCACCCAACCACCCCACAGACUUUUUUUUAUCUUCUCAGAAAGUCUGCCUAUUCAUCCGCUUCUCUUAUCCAAGUCCUCUUUUACCUGUCCUUUCUGCCCUCACUGCAAGCCCACCCCAAGAACCUUCUGCGGAGCUUCUUGGGACGUCUUGCGCUGUGCUAACCCCACAUUUCCUCGGUCGGAAAUAGCACUUCGCAGUCCAUUGUUAAUCUCAGGCAUCUGCAAGGGUUCAGGAUGGGUCCCGCUGCGCGUUACCGACCCAUGUCUCCCAGCGGAUCGCGUAUGAUCGAUCCUAUGCGGGCCUCCACCGGCACCGUGCAGCUCAGUGCUUCCUACGAUCCCUACCACCUCUCUGCCGGCCGUCCGCCAUACCCGGGUUACCAUGCCGAUGUCAACUACGCUUCUUCCUACGAACCUCGCCUGGUGCGAGAACCCCGAUUGGAAGCACAACCCAUUUCUUCCACUACAUAUCGAGACCCCGGCCAUUCCACCAAGUUGAGGACGGAGUAUGCCAUCCGCCCGCGAGUGCGGAGCAGCACCAUGUCCGCGGUGGAUCCUCGCUAUUCCUCCGGCCGUUAUGACACACCCGCAUCGCCCUUGUCCCGGGCUUCCCCUGUCAUUGUCCCCGGCCACCAGCGAACCCCUAGCCCGCGUCGAGAUCAUGACCGUUACGUUGUACCCGCCUCCUCGCACCGACCCCACCGGCGGCAUCAUCUCUCACACACUGAUUAUGCCAGCGAUACUGGGCACCUAGACCCUCAUGAGGGAGCAGCAAGGUCGCGAGUGCCUCAUGGGGGAUAUCCGGUGUACGAGCACAGCCCUCGUCUGCGGUAUCCCCCAACUGGAGGUCUCCGGAAAGGCGAGGAUAUUGACGACUACGAUGCGUAUUCUUAUACCAAUGCAUCGGAGCAGAUGGAGAAAGACUCACUUGCUAGGCUGCGCUAUGAGCGAGGGGCUUAUCCAAGGAACAGGCCACUUAGUCUGACCGGCCUUGACGACCCUCACUUGCUGCCUCGCAAGGAGUCACGAGCUGUCGGGCCUCCUCCGUCUCAGAGAGGCUUUGACAAAUUGGACCAAGGCAGCCGUGUGCGGCGUUCCACACACGGCUCCGCUGACAGUGAUGUAGAUCUGGCGAGCGCCAGGCGGCGAUCCUGGCAGAGGGCCCCCGUAUCCUUGCACCAGGAUGUCGACGAGGGCUACUCUUCUUAUAGAGAUGAGUACGACCAUGGUCACCAUCGGCGACAUCGGCGACAUGAUGACGAUACGAGUAGCCGGCACUCCUACGAUGACCGUGCUUCAAGGCGAACCUCUGCCAAGAGCGCUGUCGCAGCUUCGGGGUCGAGCACGGGCCUAGGGACUGCAGUGCUCGCCAGCGGUUACUCGGACGAUUUUGACUAUGAUCUCUCCCCCCGGCCCGACCGCCAUCGCUCCCGGGACCGGAGCGCUCGGGAACCGGAGUAUAGAAGGCAUCACAGUCGGUCGCGCAGACCGUCUAGACGUCGCUCAGGAAGCGAGUCUGAUGAGCAUACCUCGGAUGAAGACCUGAAGAAAUACCGACGCGAGCCAUCGGCGCACAGGAAGCCUGAUGGCUCGGAUGUCUCAGCCAGUGGCAGCGAGCGACUGUCCCCCUAUUUGACAGUCGAUCGCGCCCAUCGCCGGCGGUCUCACUCUCGUCAUCGAAGCGAAGAUUUGCCGCGCCUCAAAGAAGCAGAUGCCAGCCGCCCCGACGAGCUGAAGAAGUCUGAGCAGGCCGCGUCGAAAGAGCAGGACCCACCUGCACCCAAAGGCAUCCUGAAGCCUCCCCGUGAGAAGUUUCCGGAAGAGCCCAAUCCCGUUCGAGAAGGCGUGGCCCCAUUGAAAGAUGCGCACAAGAAGGGCAUCCCUCCGGGCGCCCGGUGGACCAAGAUUGACCGACGACUUGUGAACCCUGCCGCCUUGGAGCUUGGCCGAGAGCGGUAUGAGGAGCGAGCGGAGUAUGUGAUCGUUCUUCGAGUCUUGACCAAGGAGGAAAUCCAGGCGUAUGCGGUCAAGACGCAGGAAAUUCGAGAUGCUCGCUGGCAAGAGAUCAUCAAAGAGCGCCGUCGACGUCGGGAGGAGGACCGCCGCCACGGGCGUAGAGUGGAUAGUUCCUCGAGCGACGAUGAAGACGAGGAUGACGAAAAUGCGACUCCUCUUGCUAUCGAGGGUGCGCCUGACGCUAAAUCGGGGUCGAAGACCGCGACUGAACCCGUCAAAGCCGCAGCGUGAUCAUAUUCUCCUGGCGCAAUCUUUCUGUUCCAUUAUUGCUUUUUUGUUUAUUUGGAUUAUUUCAGUUUCAAUACCUCCAUUGUUCACGUGAUUACAUGCUGGUCCAGAUCACGAGCUGGGAGAAAUAGAAUGAGUGUACAACAGCGGACCGGCGUUGCUCGGGAUUGAAGGAACAGGAAUGUAUGGAUCAAGGCAGUGCCUAUUAGACGCAACGACCUGGAUGCACGCGCAAUCAAACAAGUCAAGCAAUUACAAUUGGAAGCGUUUGAUUUUCAGCUGGUUCUACGGCAUGUCGUGUACACA
Molecule: messenger RNA, 2576 nt
Organism: Aspergillus welwitschiae
Lineage: Eukaryota; Fungi; Ascomycota; Eurotiomycetes; Eurotiales; Aspergillaceae
Exons: 2
Coding region: 261-2273 (670 amino acids)
Source: RefSeq, a predicted model, not a curated record